Ceratotherium simum simum (southern white rhinoceros) is the source of this 1746-nucleotide messenger RNA. The record is from RefSeq and is a predicted model, not a curated record. NCBI's taxonomy places the organism in Eukaryota, Metazoa, Chordata, Mammalia, Perissodactyla, Rhinocerotidae.
GCCUGGAUAAAACGGGACCCCCUCCCCCUCUUUCUCCUCUUUGAUUUCUCAGGCGUCGGCGGUUAAUCAGAGAGGCGUGGAUGUGUUUACAAGAUGUGACUUGUGUUCUUUCCACCGUUACCUUCUGAGGGCUCUUACGCCUCAUGGUGACAGGUGGAUAUCGUGACACAGAAAAGCAGUAUGAAGCCAGUGAAGAAAAACAAAGCGGAAGACCCUGAAUUGGAGCCCCUGUGCUGCUGCGAGUACAUAGAUCAGAAUGGGCAGAAGAACCACGUGGCCGCCUGUUUGUGUGAUUGCCAAGAUCUGGACGAAGGCUGUGAUAGAUGGAUUACGUGUAAAUCUGUGCAGCCAGAGACUUGUGAAAGAAUCAUGGCUACCAUCUCUGAUCGCCUCCGAGUUCCUUGGCUUAGGGGAGCAAAAAAAGUUAACAUUAGCAUCAUCCCCCCGCUCAUCCUCCUGCCCGUCCUUCUCUGUGUGGCUUCCUGGCACUUCCUCCUGGGGGUGGUGGUGUUGACUUCCCUCCCUGUGCUGGCUCUGUGGUACUACUACCUCACUCACAGAAGGAAAGAACAGACUCUGUUUUUCCUGAGCCUCGGACUGUUCUCUCUGGGCUACAUGUACUAUGUGUUCCUGCAAGAAGUGGUCCCCAAAGGGCGUGUGAGGCCCACUCAGCUGGGUCUUCUUACCUGCGGGUUAUUGCUGAUACUCUUAGCCUUGUACAGAGCCAAGAAGAAUCCAGGCUACCUCAGACGUCCAGCAAGCAAUGACAGAUCUCUAAGCAGCAGCCAGAUGGAGUGCCUGAACACAAAAGGGCAGGAGAAGACCAAAGGGUCCCCUGGGCCAGAGUCGUCGGGCGGUCUCAACAACCGCACGCCCAAGGAUGACCUUAAGGGCUCUUCCCGGAUGUUGGCAGGAAGCCCCACCAAGGUGAAGGAAGACUGGUGUGCCAAGUGCCAGCUGGUGCGGCCAGCCCGGGCGUGGCAUUGCCGGAUCUGUGGCAUCUGUGUGAGGAGAAUGGAUCAUCAUUGCGUCUGGAUAAAUAGCUGUGUCGGCGAAUCAAAUCAUCAAGCAUUUAUACUUGCUCUUUUGGUCUUCUUGCUCACCUCGGUGUACGGGAUAACGCUGACACUGGACACCAUUUGUAGAGACAGAAGUGUCUUCACAGCUCUCUUCUAUUGUCCUGGAGUUUAUGCAAAUCACAGUUCGGCUCUGUCCUUCACCUGCGUGUGGUACUCUGUGAUCAUCACUGCGGGCAUGGCCUACAUCUUCCUGAUCCAGCUGAUAAACAUCAGUUACAAUGUGACCGAGAGGGAAGUCCAGCAGGCCCUUCGACAGAAGACGGGGCGCCGGCUCCUCUGUGGGCUCAUCGUGGACACAGGCCAGUACAAUAGGGGCUUUCUGCGGAACUGGCUCCAGUUCUCCACCCUGGGCACUCACCCGUUCCAUCACCCUGCUGAGGACAUUGUCUGAAGUGCCUUCUGCGCGGCCCUGAGGGGUAGCCCUCCCUCUGCUCCCUCCCGCUGUACACUUCAGUGUCCACGCAGGAUGUCGUUUGUAUCCCGUUUCUUAAAGGCAUUAUAGGGCCAUGCUCAGGGUUGGAGACUGGACUGGGGAGAAGUUAAUAUUUCUGAUUUCACAACUUAAGAGAUUUUUAUAUCGAAGCAGUACAAGGAGAGCCAUUCUUUUCCAGUCACCUUGUUAACUCAGUCACCUGAAGCUGGAAAGGAUGUGGAUUGCUAAUGCACA